CAUUUUCUCGCAUGAAACAACUAACAGAAAAAAAGAACAAUGAGGCAACAAAGAGAACCCGUGAGCAACGACUCUGAGGCGCGCCGUGUCUAAUCCGACGUUGUUUUUGGUGGUGUUAUAUGUCAGUGUGGUGCUCGUGUUUGGGACAUGGCGGAAACAACCUCUGCUUCUGUUUCUUCUCCCACUGCGGGUGAUUCGAAUUGGAGAGAGAACAAGUUGUGGAAAGGCACAUUUGCUGUCGCAGGAAUCAUGCUCACCCUCGUUACCUAUGGUGUUUUGCAGGAAAAGAUCAUGAGAGUUCCUUAUGGGGUGAACAAGGACUACUUCAAAUAUUCUCUUUUUCUUGUUUUCUGCAAUCGCAUCACCACGUCUGCUGUUUCAGCUGGUGCUUUACUGGCAAGUAAAAAGGCAUUGGAUCCUGUAGCUCCUAUUUAUAAGUACUGCCUUGUGUCGGUAUCAAACAUACUCACCACAAGUUGUCAGUAUGAGGCCCUCAAAUAUGUUAGUUUCCCUGUUCAGACUCUUGCAAAGUGUGCUAAAAUGAUACCAGUUAUGGUCUGGGGCACUGCCAUAAUGCAGAAGAGAUAUCGGGAAACUGACUAUUUGUUGGCCUUUGUAGUAACCCUUGGCUGCUCAGUGUUCAUCCUGUAUCCGGCAGGGACCGACAUAAGUCCAUACGGUAGAGGAAGGGAAAAUACUGUUUGGGGUGUUUUGCUAAUGCUUGGUUAUCUUGGGUGUGAUGGCUUUACAAGCACAUUCCAAGAUAAGAUGUUUAAAGGCUAUAACAUGGAGAUACAUAAUCAGAUAUUCUAUACUACUUUGUCUUCUUGUAUUCUUAGCCUGACAGGUCUUAUUAUACAAGGACAUUUAUUACCAGCUGUAGAGUUCGUUUAUAUCCAUAAAGAUUGCUUCUUUGACAUUGCAUUGCUUUCAACUGUUGCAACAGCUAGUCAAUUUUUUAUUUCCUACACAAUUCGCACAUUUGGUGCUCUAACAUUUGCUACUAUAAUGACAACAAGACAGUUGGUAAGCAUUUUGCUGUCAUGUGUGUGGUUUGCCCAUCCUCUUAGCUGGCAACAGUGGAUUGGAGCUGUAAUUGUCUUUGGUGCAAUUUAUGCAAAAAGCUUCUUGAGGAAAGCACCUGAAAAGACAACCUCUGUAGAACAUGUACAAAAUGGAAAUGGAAAUUCAAAUAAUUUGAAGGAGAACCCAUGAUGGAGGCUAACUCCUUUGCUGACCUGACGCGGUGUUACCUGAAGUAAUCUGGGACGGCUUCAGUUUAGUUUAGAGCUGCUGCACAUUCAAUUUUUCAGGUCGUGGCUAAUGCAUUAUAUGAAGGUGGUUUGACAUACAGAAAGCCCCCAAUUUUGUAUCCCAGUCAUAACAUCGGAGAACUUGAUUGGAGCUUAGUCCCUCAUUUUUUGACUGGGGAGAUCUAUAAUAUUGAUCCAAACCAAAAGAAUGUUUAUAAAUUGAAAUAUGUUCAAUGUGUCGCCUCAAGCAUGGUGUUUCUUGCUUAUCCAUAAAAAGAAAAAAAAAGGAAGGUUGUUUCUUUUUCUUGUUUUAGUGUGUUUUGUUAAAGACAGCUAAUUUCUAAUUUCUUGGGCCAUCUUUCAGUUAAAUACUACAAGAGUGCGUAGAAAAACCAAUUCCCUUAAAUGUUAGGGGAAUUUGUCCUUGAGAUUUUAACCAAAGAGGAACUAUUUCGGUUGACACAACAAGCUAGACCUUUUGGGUGAUUCAGAUAUAUCCUUAUUGUGACCAUUGUAAUUGAAAAUUUAUAUUGUUGUGUAUAUAUCAACUUGGACCCUCACAUGAGUA
Glycine soja is the source of this 1821-nucleotide messenger RNA. RefSeq names its product UDP-galactose/UDP-glucose transporter 5B-like. The transcript is spliced from 11 exons. Gene Ontology annotation, molecular function: 3'-phosphoadenosine 5'-phosphosulfate transmembrane transporter activity. Gene Ontology annotation, biological process: transmembrane transport. NCBI's taxonomy places the organism in Eukaryota, Viridiplantae, Streptophyta, Magnoliopsida, Fabales, Fabaceae. The record is from RefSeq and is a predicted model, not a curated record. The coding region runs from base 148 to 1215 and encodes 355 amino acids. Gene Ontology annotation, cellular component: endoplasmic reticulum membrane; Golgi membrane.